Messenger RNA from Menidia menidia (Atlantic silverside), 1446 nucleotides. The record is from the annotation of a GenBank genome assembly. Lineage: Eukaryota; Metazoa; Chordata; Actinopteri; Atheriniformes; Atherinopsidae.
AUGAUGGCCUCCAGCGACGUGGACGUCAGAGCUGACGGUUCUCUGUUUUCUGACCAAAACCCAUCAGAAAUGGACGCUCUGUGUCCCUCUCCCCCCGGACCCACCCGACCCCAGCGGAACUACGAGAGGAUCGGAGGGAGGACGGGAACCUCCUUUUGCCAGACUCUGAUCCACCUGCUGAAAGGAAACAUCGGCACCGGCCUCCUGGGGCUGCCUCUGGCCGUGAAGAACGCCGGGCUGGUGCUGGGACCCGUCAGUCUUCUGGUCAUGGGCGUCAUCGCCGUCCACUGCAUGAGGCUGCUGGUCAAAUGUUCUCACCACCUCAGCGCCAAGAUGAACCGGCCGUCUAUGACCUACGGCGAGGUGAUGCAGUAUGGGAUGGAGAACGUGGAUUGGCUCAGGAGACACUCGCACUGGGGACGACGGAUAGUGAACCUGUUCCUCAUCAUCACCCAGAUAGGCUUCUGCUGCGUCUACUUCGUCUUCCUCAGCGACAACGUCAAGCAGGUGGUGGAGGCAGCUAACGCCACCACCUUCAGCUGCCAAACCAACUACUCCAACCAGACCCAGGUCCUGGUCCCCAGCUUCGACUCCCGCCUCUACAUGCUCUUCUUCCUGCCCUUCUUCGUCCUGCUGGUCUACACCCCCAACCUGAAGUUCCUGGCCCCCCUCUCUCUGGUGGCCAACCUGGUCAUGACGGCCAGUCUGAUUCUCAUCUACUUCUACUCGCUCACGAACAUCACCAACCCCACCGACCUACCAAAGGUUGGCCGACUGAAAGACUACCCUCUCUUUUUCGGGACGGCCAUCUUUGCCUUCGAAGGGAUCGGAGUGGUGCUUCCUUUGGAGAACAAAAUGCAGAGACCCCAGAGGUUCUCCCUGGUUCUGUACUCGGGGAUGGGCAUCGUCACCUUCCUCUACAUCAGCCUGGGUACCAUAGGAUACAUGUGCUUUGGAGAGCACAUAGGUGGGAGCAUCACCCUGAACCUGCCAAACUGCUGGACCUAUCAGGCCGUGAAGCUGCUCUACUGCUUUGGGAUAUUCAUCACCUUCGCCCUGCAGUUCUACGUCCCCGCGGAGAUCCUCAUCCCCCCCGUGGUGGCCCGUGUGCCGGAGAGGUGGGAGACGCCCGUGGACCUGCUGCUCCGCACCAUCCUCGUCAUCUUCACAUGUGCCCUGGCCAUCCUGAUCCCGGAGCUGGACCUGGUCAUCUCGCUGGUGGGCUCGGUGAGCAGCAGCUUCCUGGCGCUCAUCUUCCCGCCCGUCCUGCAGCUGGUGGCCUUCCACACGGAGGGCCUGUCGCCGCUGGUCACCGCCAAGAACGUGCUGAUCAGCGCGGUGGGGCUGGUGGGCUUCCUCACGGGGACCUACGUGGCCGUGGAGCAGAUCAUCGCGCGGAACGGACUCAAGCACGAGGAGGCCGCGUCGGCCUACAUGGUGCAGUGA